Molecule: messenger RNA, 2946 nt
Organism: Nerophis lumbriciformis (worm pipefish)
Lineage: Eukaryota; Metazoa; Chordata; Actinopteri; Syngnathiformes; Syngnathidae
Source: RefSeq, a predicted model, not a curated record
AUGGCUACUGACACAGGGCGAUUCAGGGGAGCUGUCAACAAAAACAAAGACCCUUCCGGGCUUCUUAUUUCUGUCAUAAGGACUUUGUCCAGUAGUGAUGACGUCCAGGACAGGGAGACAGAGAAGGGCCGUCUCGAGGAAGCCUUCGAGACGUGCGACCGGGAUCUGGACCAGCUUAUCGUGCAGCACUACGCCGAGCUCACCACUGCUAUUCGGACCUACCAGAGCAUCACCGAGCGUAUCACCACCUCCCGCAAUAAGAUCAAGCAGGUGAAGGAGAACCUCCUCUCCUGCAAGAUGUUGCUCCACUGCAAGCGGGACGAGCUGAGGAAGUUGUGGAUCGAGGGGAUUGAACACAAGCAUGUACUGCAACUCCUGGAUGAAAUUGAGAGUAUCAAGCAGGUGCCGCAACGUCUGGAGGCUUACAUGGCCAGUAAGCACUACCUCCAUGCCACGGACAUGUUGGUGUCUGCUGUGGAGUCGCUUGAGGGCCCCCUGCUGCAGGUAGAGGGCCUUGGCGACCUCCGCCUGGAGCUCCACAGCAAGAAGCUCAAUAUCCACCUGGUGCUCAUUGACGAGCUCCACCGUCACCUCUACAUCAAAUCCACCAGCCGGCUGGGGCUCAAAAACAAGGAAAAGAAUGCUGUCAGCUCUGCGGGCAAAGACGCUUCUCCCAUGCCGCCGUUGGACAUCAGCGGGCUUUCCACGCCGCGCAAACUACUGGAUUCCUCGCAAUUCAGCACGCCGGGAUCAAGCAGUGUCCGUGAACUUCAACAAGACGUGCGGGAGUCGAACCAAUUAGACCUCCCGGAGGUGGACCCGGAGGAGAACAGCGCGGAGUUCAUGGGCAUCCUCAUAAAAGCGCUGGCCAAGCUGAAGAAGAUCCCAGAGACCAUCAAAGCGAUCAUGGAGCGGCUGGAGCCAGAGCUUAAGCAGAUAGCAAAGAGGUCCACCACACAGAUCGCGGACCAUGCCUACCAAAGAGGAGAGAACCUGGUUCAGGAGAGCCAACCGAGGCUUCUGCUGGAGCUUCUGGAGCUCCUCUUUGACAAGUUCAAGGCGGUGGCGCAGGCGCACAGCGUGGUGCUGGCCCACCUGCAGCGCAUCGCCGUGCAGUGCCCGGGCGGCGCCCACGAGGAAGGCAUCAAGCUCUACGAGCAGGCAGACGUCUCCGCCAAGAUUCAGACCGUGCUGCAGGUGUUGCUAAUGGAGUAUCUGGAUGUGAAAAACAGCCGCAGCACAACUGAGCCUUCGGCCCAGCUUGCUUACGCCAGCACGGGCAGCGAAUUUGCCGCCUUCUUUGCCAAGAAGAAACCUCAGCGUGCCAAACAGUCGCUUUUCAAGUUUGAAUCAUCGUCCCACGCCAUCAGCAUGAGUGCCUACUUAAGAGAGCAGAGACGAGAACUCUACAGCAAGAGCGGAGAGUUGCAAGGCGGUGCCGACGACAACCUGAUGGAGGGCGGAGAAAUGAAGUUUGUGUGUAAGCCGGGAGCGAGGAACAUCACUGUCAUCUUCCAGCCUCUUCUCAGGUUCAUUCAUGAGAUCGAGAUGAACAUGGGAGCAGGCCAAGCCAAGCAGUGCCAACUCCGAAGCUUCCUCACGUACUACAUCAACGACCUUUUCCUCAACCAAGUACGCACGGAGAUCAACAAGGAUAUAGAGGCAGUGAGCAAGGUGGCCGACCCCUUGAAGAUCCUCGCCAGUGCUGACACCAUGAAAGUUCUAGGCGUGCAGAGACCUGUUCUCCAGAGCACCGUUGUGGUGGAAAAGUCGAUCCAGGAUCUGAUGAAUCUCAUGCAGGACUUGAGCGCCUACUCCAAUCAGUUCCUGGAGAUGGUUUGUGACAAGCUCAAGGAGUACAAGGAGACCUGCAACACAGCCUACAGGGGAAUUGUUCAGUGUGAGGAUAAGCUGACCAUCAUCAGCGCUUCCUGGUCUAAAGACGAGGACAUCAGUCGUCUGCUCCAGUCCCUCCCCAACUGGGCAAACAUGGCCCAGCCUAGACAGACGCGACAGAAACGGGAGGACGAGGAGGACUUCACCCGCGCGGCGUUCGCCAAGGAGUCGGAGGUUCUGACGGGCAACCUGGGCGACAAGCUCAUCCCUCCCAACGAAAUCCUGCGCGACGUCAGCGACCUGAAAUCCCUGGCCAACCUCCACGAGAGCAUGGAGUGGCUGGCCGGCCGCCUCAAGGCCUUCUUCGCCGGCCUGCCUCAGGGCGCCGGGUUGCCUCCGUGCACGUCCGAAAGCCAGGCGAUGGGUGACGGCGAGCGCAGCCGGGAGCAGAUCCUGCAGACGCUGGCUGACCUGGGCAGGGGCUUCAUGGACAUCGCCAACCGCUGCCUGCUUGCAUUGCACCUGGAAGUCAGAGUGCACUGCUUCCACUACCUGAUCCCGCUGACCAAGGAAGGCAACUACGCCAUCGUGGCCAACGUGGAGAGCAUGGAUUACGACCCGCUGGUGGUCAAACUCAACAAGGACAUCUCGGCCAUUGAGGAGGCCAUGGGGGCCGCCCUGCAGCAGCACAAGUUCCAGUACAUCUUUGAAGGGCUGGGCCACCUGAUCUCCUGCAUCCUCAUCAAUGGCGCCCAAUACUUCAAGAGGAUCAGUGAGUCCGGCAUAAAGAAAAUGUGCCGGAACAUCUUUGUGCUGCAGCAGAACCUCACAAACAUCACCAUGUCGCGGGAGGCCGACCUUGACUUUGCUAGGCAGUACUAUGAGAUGCUCUACAACACUGCGGACGAGCUCCUCAACCUGGUGGUGGAUCAGGGAGUGCGCUACACUGAGUUGGAGUACAUCAACGCCCUGUCGCUACUCCACCGCAGCCAGACUGGAGUAGGCGACCUGAGCACCCAGAACACCCGGCUGCAGCGGCUAAAGGAGAUCGUGUGCGAGCAGGCUGCCAUCAAGCAAGCCAGCAAGGACAAGAAGAUCACCACAGUGUGA